This is a messenger RNA of Cebus imitator (Panamanian white-faced capuchin), 1957 nucleotides long. RefSeq names its product chromosome unknown C22orf39 homolog (gene CUNH22orf39). The transcript has 3 exons. The record is from RefSeq and is a predicted model, not a curated record. NCBI's taxonomy places the organism in Eukaryota, Metazoa, Chordata, Mammalia, Primates, Cebidae. The coding region runs from base 542 to 859 and encodes 105 amino acids.
GUCAUGCCCAACCAACCUCGGUUACUUUGCGAGUUUACCUCCAUCCUAAGUGGACGGUUGCUAAGGUGGGACCGCUGGAGCUGUAGACCUGGGAGGUUCGCUGCCCCAACUUGAUGCUCAAUAUGAACUUUUGAAAAUAAACCGGAUUGUUGAGAUUUGAAAAAAUCUCAUAAAGCUGCUGAAAAGAACUGGCCAGAGCCGUGAAGUUUUAGAGGUGGCUGACGUAAGGUGGCUGCGCGGCCCGGGAUGCCCUCCCGGCCUGGGGUGAAUGGCUGCUGUCGCGUUGGCCCCGCAGGCCCCGCAGGCGCCAGGCCUAACCUCGGACUUAACCUGCUACCCUGCCUUGCGCGCGCCGCAGCCGCUCUCUGUUGCUAUUGGCUGCUCGUCCUGCGUGUUGGCGCUUCUCGAAGAGGCGGGGCGAGGAUGUAAUUGAACACGUCGGUGCUCAUUAGUUCUGUCAGUUGAACACCAUGGCCAAUUUCUUCAUUCUUCAUUGGCUGGCGGACUGAGGGGGCGGGCUUGGCGCGCAGGUCGCCCGGACAUGGCCGAGUGCAGCAGCUGGCAGCCGCCGCGCCCCUGCGAGGCCUACCGCGCCGAGUGGAAUCUCUGCCGCAGCGCCAGGCACUUCCUGCACCACUACUACGUCCACGGCGAGCGGCCCGCCUGCGAACAGUGGCGGCGCGACCUGGCCAGCUGCCGCGACUGGGAGGAGCGCCGGAGCGCCGAGGCCCAGCGAUCCCUCUGUGAGAGCGAGCGGGCACGAGUCCAGGCUGCACGGAAGCACAUCCUGGUGUGGGCCCUGAGGCAGAGUCCCCCUGCAGACUGGCAUCUCCCUCUGCCGCAGGAGAAGGAUGAAUGACAAGCACCCCUGCCAUUGGCCUGUGCAGCUUCCUCCCUCGGUCUGUUUCAAGUUGCUGUUGCACAGCCCUGGGGACUGUGACUAGCCUAUACAGUGUAGGGGCUCACUGUGAGCUCUUGCUGGGCUUGGAACAUGGAGCAGGACAUUGCUAGCCCUACUUGCCCACCCCUUACCUGCAUGCCAGGCGCCCUGACACUGUGAUGCUCUGCUGGACAGUUGCACUCCUUCAGAGCUCCCAGGAGGCCAAGCAUUAUGGCAGGUACUUGUGAGCAGCCAGGUCAGGCUGGGCACAGUAGCAUAGGAGAUGGCGGUCCUGAGGUCUAGGGUUCUCAGGUAAACUCCUGAAGGGUAGCCCUGCACAGGUGGGUCAUAAUGAGGUAGCUAAACAGUUGUGCCUCUGUGAAUCCCUUUGCUAGUCGUUGGGAAACCGCCUGCCACGUCCUGAUUUGGUGAGCAUUGUGAGUGCUCACCCUGCGCUCCAGCCCCUCGCUUAGUUCUACUGCAUGUGCAGGUGGGUAUGCCGAGCAUGCAGGGCUUCCUGGCCCUUCUGCACCAGCAGGCUCUUCUUCGUCGGCCCCUGGAGACUCUGGUUUUUAAGGAAUGGCACACAGCUUCAGAACACACAACCUUGCAUGAAGAGGGUUUGUGGACUCAGCUUAAGAAAUCCAAGCCCAAGACAUGGGAAUUAAGGACUCCUUCCCUCAAAGUUUCCCUGGUCGUUAAUGUAUAAAAAGCCAUUUCAUUUGAUUUCAAAUAGAAGCUGAAAAUUAAAUUCACAUUUGUUAGAUUUCAUAUAUAACAGUGUUGUACCUGGACAGUUUUAGAAUUUUGUAUGCUUACUCUCUUGUAGGUGUUUUAACAUGUAUGAACCACCAAAAACACUGUUUCUCAAAGAAGUCUCUUUAUUACUAAGAAUGGUUUUGCAUCCUCAGCAGGCCCUGUUGUGUGAUGCUGAGGGCUAGGCUGGCUCUGUGCCCAGCACCCUCCCUGCUCUCUUCCUGGACACAGGCAGCAAGUUGAACAUCUUUUAAUUUGUUCUUUGGGGCAGAAUAAUCGAUCACUUCAGAAGAGUGUCCAUUAAAGAAUAGUAUUUCCCUG